AUGUUGAGGGCGGCGAGAAGCCACUUUUGGGCGUCGGGGCUAAGGGCUGCUACCAAGGGCGUCGUUUUCGACCUCGGAGGCGUCGUUAUUCCAUCCCCAACUCCGAUCAUCAAAGAUUUCGAAAAGAAGAUCAAUUUGAAGAAGAACACCAUCGUCAAAUGUCUCAUCAAAAAUGGCGAUGAAUCUGCUUUCAGCGCCUUCGAAAGAGGAGAACUUCUCCCGAAAGAAUUCGAAGCUGCUUUUGGGAAGGAACUUUCCGAAUUUACCGGGCAGAAGGUAGAUGUUACGGGCUUUGUGGAGUUCUUGGAGUCGAAGAUUUCUGAACCGAUUCCUGAUGCGAUUGAAGCUAUUCAGACCUUGAAAAGCUUGGAUUACAAAAUCGGUAUCUUGACAAACAACUGGAAAAACGACGAUGGUCGGAGUUUCAUCAUGAAAGAGGACCUUUUUGACGUCGUUGUCGAAUCUGCCAAGCUCGGGACCCGAAAACCCAACAGGGAUAUUUACGAAAAGAUAAUUUCUGAAAUGGAAAUGGCACCUGAAGAUCUCGUCUUUCUCGACGAUAUUGGUAAGAACCUCAAAGUAGCGAAAGCAUUGGGUAUCCAGACGAUAAAGGUAGAAACUGGAAAGCCGCAAAAAGCAAUUCAUGAGCUGUCAGAAAUAAUUGGGCGAGACCUGGUUGGCUGGCCAUCAACAACGACUCCGCUUCGACCUGGAUUGGAACUCGAUGAAGCAAAGUUGAGACAACUUUUGAAAGAAAAGCUUGAUCUUGAAGCGGAUGAGCUAAUUCUUCGGCAAUUUGAUCAUGGUCAAUCGAACCCGACGUAUUACAUCAAAUACGCAGGCGAAGAGCUUGUUUUGAGGAAGAAACCUCCUGGAAAGCUUUUGAAGGGGGCACACGCUGUCGAGCGAGAAUACAAAGUCAUGAGCGCAUUGGGGAAAGCAGGUGUUCCUGUACCGACUAUGCGAUGUCUCGUUGAAGAUGAAUCGAUUCUCGGAACUCCGUUCUACAUCAUGGAUUUCUCGAAAGGUCGAUUGUUCAAGGACGCUGGUUUGGCCGAAGUUCCAAAAGAACAGCGAAAAGAUUGCUACAAGGCUGUUAUCGAAGCACUAGCAGCUGUUCAUGACGUAAAUCCUCUAGAAAUCGGACUGAAGGGGUACGGGAAAGAUAAGGGUUAUCUUGCCAGAACAGUGAAGACAUGGACUAAACAAUAUCGUGCAGCGGAAACCGAGGAAAUCGAAUCAAUGGAGAACCUAGCCGAAUGGCUGGGUGAAAAUGUCCCUCGACAACAACUUCCACUUUCCGUCGUGCACGGCGAUUUCCGAAUGGACAACUGCAUCUUUCAUCCUUCCGAAAAUCGUGUCAUCGGUGUUCUUGAUUGGGAGCUCUCUACCCUUGGGGACCCGCUGGCUGAUUUGGCCUACAUGUGCAUGCAACAUCAUCUUCCAUCAACAGGGCAGGGUCUUUCUGGCGUUUCAGAUCUUGAUUUGGAGGAAGAGAUGAUUCCAACGGUGGAUGAAAUUGUCGAUUAUUACAAAAAAGUUCGAGGGCUGAAGGUUGAUUUUGACCUUGAUUACUAUCUGGCUUUUUGUUUCUUCCGAUUGGCCGCUAUCUGUCAAGGUGUUUACAAACGAGCUCUGCAGGGAAACGCGAGCAAUAAAGAGCUAGGAAUGACUUUCGGUCCGCUGGUUCACCUCAUCUCUGGAAUGGGAACGCAUUUUAUGGAUCGAUCAAUUGAAAACAAAACCACCGUCCAAGAAGAGCUUCGUAGAUCUAGCGAACGUCUGAUAACCAGUCCAGACGAGCUCCGACCAUUCGCCAAGCGAGUGUACAACGAUGUCCGCGAGUUCGUCCACGAAGAAAUUCUACCGAAAGAACACGAGCUUGGCGCUCAAGAAUUCGACGACAAACUCAGAUGGACUCAACCAACAAUCAUGGAAGAGCUCAAAUCAAAGGCCAAAGCUGCUGGUCUCUGGAAUUUGUUCAUUCCUUUCAAUAUCGACGAAGACAUGCGAUAUGGCAAGGGAUUGACAAAUCUCGAAUAUGCUUUUAUGGCAGAAGAAAUGGGGCGAACCCUUUUUGGUUCAGAACCUUUCAAUUGCUCUCCUCCUGACACAGGGAACAUGGAAGUCCUUAUCAAAUACGGAGAAGAAGAACACAAGGAAAAAUGGCUCGAGCCUCUUCUCAAUGGUGAGAUUCGCAGCUGUUUUGGAAUGACAGAGCCAGCAGUGGCAUCUUCUGAUGCGACGAAUAUUGAAAGCAGCAUCGUAAAGGCUGGCGAUGAAUAUGUCUUGAAUGGAAGAAAAUGGUGGACAACGAUGGCUUUGCAUCCACAUUGCAAGCUGUGCAUUUUCAUGGGCAAAACGGACUUCAAUGCAAAACGGCAUGUUCAACAAAGCAUGAUUCUUGUGCCAAUGGAUUCUCCUGGUCUUGAAAUCGUUCGACCGCUGACAACUUAUGGUCACUACGAUGCUCCAGGGGGACAUGCAGAGCUGAACUUCGACAACGUCAGGGUUCCAGCAGAGAACCUUCUUGUUGGCGAAGGAGCUGGAUUUAUGAUCGCUCAAGGUCGUCUUGGGCCCGGUAGAAUUCACCAUUGUAUGCGACUUAUUGGACAUUGCGAGCGAUCAAUUGACUUGAUGAAAGAACGGCUAAAGAGUCGUGUGGCCUUUGGCAAGCCGCUGUCCGAGCAGGGAGUUUGGAAGGAGCGAGUUGGCAUGAGCAGAGUUCAAACUGACCAAGCCCGGCUUAUGACUCUUUUGGCAGCGCAUAAGAUGGACACUGUUGGAGCUAAAGUUGCGGCAAAGGAAAUUGCGAUGAUCAAAGUCAUCGCUCCAAACGUCGCGCAAACUGUGAUCGAUCAUGCCAUUCAAGCUCACGGAGCCGCAGGAAUGAAUCACGACCUCCCAUUCUCUGGAAUGAUGACUUGGGCGCGAGCUCUACGCCUGGCCGAUGGCCCGGACGAAGUUCAUCUUCAGGCGAUUACGAAGCUUGAAAUGAAAAAAUAA
Messenger RNA from Oikopleura dioica, 3006 nucleotides. Lineage: Eukaryota; Metazoa; Chordata; Appendicularia; Copelata; Oikopleuridae. The record is from the annotation of a GenBank genome assembly.